CGUAAACUAACCGUCGAGUUGUUAAGGCAAAAUUACAUUCGCAUAUUCGAAUUUUUUUGCGAACAAAGAUCUCAAAGUGAAAGUUGUUGAUUGUAACGAGUCCACCAGAUUUCCGUUACUAGUUUUCCCUGAGAGUGCUGUAAAAAGGAAUUCGGGAACUAAAUAACGAAAUUUGUGUUGUGAAUCUUUUUUGGAAUUGGUUACGAACCUCCAACUGAACGACAUUAGUGAAAUUGUGAACGUUUGUGAAGUGUUCUGCGUUACGCACUUUUGGAAGUUUUAGUGAGAUAUUACAAGUUUAAGCACUUCUACAAUGGGAAAUCCAUCAGUUCCACUGCUUCUUAUUGUGCUCUACGUAACCCUGGUCACAUGUGAACAUUAUGUCGGUGAUGAUAUAUCAGCGAAAAGGAUCAACUCUCUACUGACUAGUGAUAGUGAAGCAAAUAAUUUUGACUCAGAUGAAAAUGCCCUGGAUAAACGACAUGAACGCUAUGGAUUUGGAUUGGGUAGAAGAUCAUAUGUGUUAACAACAAAUUCACAAGGAAAACGAUUGCCAAGCUAUGAUUUUGGAUUAGGGAAACGAUCACGAUACUCAUUCGGUUUGGGAAAGCGAACUUUCGAAGAAGAUUAUCCAGAAAGUGAAUAUGCACUGAACUUCUUGACAUCGAAUCUUGAUGAUCCAAAUAUCAAACGUGGCCGACCGUACAGUUUUGGAUUAGGAAAACGAGCUGCACUACGAAAUAACGAUCAACGGUAUAACUUCGGUUUGGGAAAACGUUAAAGAGAGCUUAAAUCCGACUAAAAUAACCUUCGAUUAAGGAUUCCAAAAAGCAUGUCUUCACAUCCUCGUCCCUUAUUCUGAGUAAAAAUGAAAUUAAAAAAAAAAAAUAAACUAAAAAACAUUAAAUAGAUCAUUUACUAUAGUAAAAAUACAAAUAUGUAUAGUCGCUAUAAAGUAUCUCCGUAAACACAUCACUUAAAUAGCUUCCCUAUAAGUUUGAAACCAGCUGCCUGUAUGUAAAGUUAUCCAGAAAAUAAAUUCCACUUGAUUUCCCCGAAAAGAAAUGACAAUUUUUUGAAGUAUAGCUGCCAACUAACCCAAUUAUUUUCGGCUAUCAUGUUUUCUUUCAACUAUUAUAAUAUACAUAUACUGUAUGCUGUGUAAAUUGUUAAUAUAUAUUAUACAUAAAGAAAUAAUAUUAAAUUAAUUAUAUGGCAAAGUAUAUAAAAACAAAUAAAAGAUAAUCCAUAUGUAAUAAAACUACGAGCAAAUUAUUUCCAUGUAUUCUUUCCUCUUCUUAUUUCAUUUUAAAUUAUAAUAUUAAAGUUAGAAAUAUGUGUGAACAGAAUAGCAAGAAAAGAAUGAAAAUUUAUUGUUAUUUGAAAGAGAAUUGAUUUUAAUAAAUGAGAAGUCAAAGAUGA
Hermetia illucens (black soldier fly) is the source of this 1422-nucleotide messenger RNA. Its product is annotated as helicostatins. The record is from RefSeq and is a predicted model, not a curated record. Lineage: Eukaryota; Metazoa; Arthropoda; Insecta; Diptera; Stratiomyidae. Gene Ontology annotation, molecular function: neuropeptide hormone activity. Bases 314 to 781 code for a protein of 155 amino acids. The transcript has 3 exons.